Hordeum vulgare subsp. vulgare (domesticated barley) is the source of this 947-nucleotide messenger RNA. RefSeq names its product probable trehalose-phosphate phosphatase 7. Gene Ontology annotation, molecular function: trehalose-phosphatase activity. NCBI's taxonomy places the organism in Eukaryota, Viridiplantae, Streptophyta, Magnoliopsida, Poales, Poaceae. The coding region runs from base 47 to 616 and encodes 189 amino acids. The record is from RefSeq and is a predicted model, not a curated record. Gene Ontology annotation, biological process: trehalose biosynthetic process. The transcript has 3 exons.
CUCCACCGCAUCCGGGCCGGAGACACCUCCCUGGCCGCCAUCGAGCAUGCCGGUCGUGUCAGAGGUGGGCAUCACGGUGACCGCGGCCACGGCCACGGCGUGCCCCUGCCCGGGGUCGCUGUUCCCGUACCCGCCGCCGCGUGCCGGGAUGGCCGUGAGCCGGAAGUGCCUGCGGGCGGCGCAGGCGGAGCUUGGCGCGGGGAUGCUCAGUGGCCUGGUCGAGUCCAUGCGGGCGUCGUCCCCCACGCACGCCAGGGCCGCUGCCGCCCUCGCUGCCGGCGUCGACGACGAGCACGCGGCCUGGAUGGCCAGGCACCCCUCCGCCCUGGCCAAGUUCGAGGAGAUCGUGGCCGCCUCCAAAGGGAAGCAGAUCGUCAUGUUCCUCGACUACGACGGCACGCUGUCCCCCAUCGUCGAUGACCCCGACGCCGCCUUCAUGAGCGAGACGAUGCGGAUGGCCGUGCGCAGCAUGGCCAAGCACUUCCCGACGGCGAUCGUCAGCGGUCGGUGCCGCGACAAGGUGUUUGAGUUCGUGAAGCUGGCGGAGCUCUACUACGCCGGCAGCCACGGCAUGGACAUCAAGGGCCCGGAGAUGCUCAGGCGGAUCAAAAGGUAGUGCUUUCUUUCCACAGCUAUUCGUAUCACAUAAAUGUGUUCCUAUUUGCUCAUGCAGACUUAUUAAUCAGUGGGAUUGUGAUGAGUAAAUGCUUCAAGGUUUGGGCACAUCACAGUUCAUAGUUAGAUUGUAUUACUUGUUUAAAUCGUGAUGCAAAGUGCGAUCAUGUGUAUCUUAUUUCGAUUCAUAAUGAGCUCCCAUUGCCAUCGUCCACCACCACCACUACCCCUGACCAAACGGAAUUCUUGAUGCGUUUUUGUUUGUCCCGACCGAUUUAUUGUUAAGAUUAAUUACGCUUCAAGCAUCCGAUCUAUGGCUUUCUAGAGUAAGC